Laccaria bicolor S238N-H82 is the source of this 789-nucleotide messenger RNA. RefSeq lists its product as uncharacterized. Bases 1 to 789 code for a protein of 262 amino acids. NCBI's taxonomy places the organism in Eukaryota, Fungi, Basidiomycota, Agaricomycetes, Agaricales, Hydnangiaceae. The record is from RefSeq and is a predicted model, not a curated record. The transcript is spliced from 4 exons.
AUGCCCAUCCUUCGUGCUUUCGCUGUUAUCUCGCUGGCUGCUUACGCUUCAGCUCAAUCCCUAUCAUCGGCAUGCACAACUGCAUUGACGUCCGUUGCCCUUAAUCCCGAUGCCGCUGCUUGCCUGAGCCCUUCUUCACUAAUUCCAAUUGCUACUGGAGGCGCUAACAAAUCCGUCGUCGCACCAAUUAACAAUUGGUUGACUGCCGUCUGUGGUGCACCGGCUUGCAGUAACGCAACCAUUGCUGCGGUCGUGACAAACAUCACCACUGGGUGCGCCACAGAUUUGGCCGCUACGGGAUUCACGUCUGAUCUUACGCCAACCAUUACUACUCUGGUGGAACAAUAUUACCCAACUGUGCGGCAGGUCAUUUGCUUGAAAGAUGGAAGUACAAACUGCAUCACUGAAACCCUUACCAACAUUGAAGCCAUUGUGGGCCCCCUCACUCUCACAAACAUCCUCUCCAUUGCGGCCAACCCUCCCAGCACCAUUCCCACAAACAUCACCUGCUCGAACUGUAUAAAAGCGGCAUAUAACAUUAUUGCCAAGGACGUUCCUAGCAUUGUUUCCGAAGCUGCGCCAGCUUUGCAAUCACAAUGUGGUGCCUCCUUCACGGAUGGCGCUACGCCUUCGGGAAUUAGUGAAAGUGCCACCAAUGCCGCAUUAGCCUCAACCAGCUCCAAAGCUGCCGCUGCUGGUUCAGUGGCCAUGCUCUCCCAGGGACUUGUUGCGGGUCUUGCUGCGUCGGGUCUGGUCAUUGGCUCAACCUUGUUCACCUUGCUGGCUUAA